Molecule: messenger RNA, 4216 nt
Organism: Linum trigynum
Lineage: Eukaryota; Viridiplantae; Streptophyta; Magnoliopsida; Malpighiales; Linaceae
Source: the annotation of a GenBank genome assembly
GAUAAAAUAUUUGAAUAAUUGAAAUCAUCUAGAAAUGGCAUUCAGAAAUUGUGUUCUUUUAAACUCACUAAUUUUUUCAAUCAUGACAUAUUAUCAAGAGAUUUAGAAUUUAACGAUUAUCCAAACUAAAAAUUUCCAAAAAUUUGUCACUUGCAGUUUUUAUAACAAUAUCAUUGCUUUAUUAGUCAAAAAAUUAAUACCAAGUUAAGAAUUCUACAUCACAUCUACACAUUCAAUACUGCAAUUCAAUAUGCAAUAUUCAAAUCAAGAUAUUUGGGCUACAAUUUUAAAAUUAUCCUCCAUUUAUAAGAUAGACAGAAAUUAAAUUUAUUAAACUCAAAUUAAAAUAAUCAAAAUAUGGAAAUUCAAAUAUCAAAUUAACAAGAAUUUACUUACGGGACGGAGAGUUAGUGGGCUAGCUAACAGUAGUGGAAAAGUCAUAUGAUUUUUAGAUUUAUUUAUGUUAUGCUUUUUUCAGACUAACUCUUUUUGUUGUGCCAAUUUUUUUUUUUCAACCAUAGGCAACUAAGUGACUACAUCAUUAAAUAGACAAGUUAUGAAUGAUUAUUCACGAGUGUUACAACCAAGGUUGUUACACCUCUACCGGGCAGUUGCUUGAACUAGAUCCGACCAAAAUCGUGCUCCAAAACGGACUCUACAAAAUCAAGGGUCCGAUCGUUAGAGAGGGAGAAGAAGAGAGAGGGAAGGAGAUGUUGGGUGGAUCGUGAGAUAUGUAUAUUUUUUAAUGAAAUUUGAGUUUUUAAUAGAUAUAAGUUAGUACAUUUCAUUUCAGCCACUAAUUAGGUCUGACCAAACUCAAUCAUGCGGUCAAAUUUUGGGAUAUUUUGAAUGUUACGAAAUACAUAAAAUAGUAAAGGGGGAAAUUAUUGUAAAAAAAAGUUUUCAUUAUGGCAAAUUGUUUCUUUUCCUUUCAUUAUCAACAACUAGCUUGUUGUCCGACUUGUUGGUCGGAAUGUCAUUUGAAUGUGUAUCAAACAUUUAAGCUACUGAUAAACCACGAUUGAAGAAUAAAAUAUCCCAACAUCGAUUUAUCCAAUAUAAUUUUUGAUACGGUUUUACAAUCAUUUCACUGAGAAUUUUUUUAAAUCCUUUUGGGAUAUUGUGGGUGCGUCGGUGGUGGAUGUUGUCUGCUUUUUCUUUCAAACCAGCAGGCUGCUACGCAGUUUUAACCACACUUGGCUUACUUUGAUCCAUGAAGUAGAUAAUGUGGAAUCCAUUCGCCAGUUGCGGCCAAUUAGUCUUUGCCAGUUUAUGUACAAGGUGAUUACGAAGAUUAUGGCUGAGAGACUGGCCCCGUUCUUCCCUCAGAUUAUUUCGGAAGGCCAGAAUCCUUUUAUUAGAGAACGCCAGAUUGUGGAGAAUGUGCUCUUGGGGCAUGAACUAAUGCAUUACCCGAAGAUUAAAAAUCGGGGGGAAGAAAUGAUACAUGGCUCUAAAGGUUGACAUGGAAAAAUUCUAUGAUAGAGUCGAAUGACCCUUUCUUCUUGGGGUUCUGGCCAAACUGGGUUUCAUCCAGACUUGGAUUGGCUAAAUUCAGGAAUGUCUUAGUUCGACAUCUUUCUCCAUUCUGAUGAAUGGAUCUCCGUCGGAUUUUUUUCGAUCAACUCGUGGUCUUCGGCAGGGUGACCCCCUUUCCCCUCUCUUGUUUGUUUUGUGUACGGAAGGGUUUGUGGCCCUCCUCCGCAGAUCCAUUAACGAGGGUAAGCUAGAGGGAGUGAAGGUGGCUCCUCGGCUCCUAGGAUCUCGCAUUUGGUUUUUGCCGAUGACUCGUAUUUAUUUCUAGGAGGUUCGCUGUAGCAGUGUGAAAAUCUGAUUGAGGUUCUUAAUGAGUAUUAGGAACUCAGUGGGCAGCGUGUUAAUUUGGGGAAAUCGGCGGUAUAUUUUAGUAAGAACAUUGUCAUCCCGGAUCAGGAGGUUCUGGCUCAAGUCUUGGGGUGGGGGCUGUGGGCGUCCAUGAUAAAUAUCUGGGUCUUCCCUCCCUCAUUACUCAGUCUAAGAUGGCUACAUUUCAUUUCGUGGAGGACCGGUUAGUGGCACGUCUUCAGGGGUGGGCUCAGCGAUCUUUGUCCGCGACGGCUAGGGAAACCCUGAUAUCCGUUGCUUCUGCGCUAUCGUGCAUGUGAUGUCUUGUUUUAAGCUGUCGCUUUCUCUUUGUAGAAUUCUGGAUAGACUGGUGGCGAGGUUUUGGUGGGGAGUGGAGAAUGGACAUUCACGUAUUAGGUGGAUGUCUUGGCGGAAGAUGUGUCGUAGUAAGCAUGAGGGUGAGAUGAAAUUUCGAGGGUUUGAACAUUUCAAUCAGGCUUUACUUGCUAAGAUUGGCUGGCGCAUAUUGACUGAUCUCCAAUCCCUUCUUGCUUAGGUGUAUAAGGGAAAUAUUUCCACGUGGUACGUUCUUGACUGCUACUGCGUGCUCGCGCCCUUCCUGGGGGCUGGCAGAGCAUCCUGUACGGGAGGCAACAACUGUUGGUGUGUGGUCUUCGGUGACAGAUUGGGGAUGGAGGGGAGGGGUGUCUACUUUAAAAGAUAGUUGGAUCCCUUCGUUACAUCCUGACCCUCCCAUGUUUAAUCCUCGGGUGCUUCCAGAUGGGGUGGAUCUUCGGGUGGUAGAUUUAAUUUGUCCAGUCGAGGGCUUUUGGUUGCUUGAUAAGCUUGUCGAGUGGUUCCCUCCUGGUAUUUGUCGUGCUAUCCGAAGUAUUCCUUUACCACGAAGGGGUAUAGAGGAUAGGUUCAUCUGGCAUGCUACGGGCGAUGAAAUAUUCACUGUGAAUUCAGUCUACCAUCUAGCAGUUUUACAGGAUCAACAAUCUGGGGGAUGGAGUCCCACGGUCAGUUGGAUCCGGUUUUGGAGCUCAGCGAUUCCGCCCAAGCUGAGGAUUUUCUUAUAGCAAGUUUAGCACAAUUUCCUCCCAACUACGGAGGCUCUUAUUGAGAAGAAGGUCUCGGUCCAUCCAAGAUGUCUGGUUUGUUGGGCUACACCUGAAACGAUGGAGCACCUUUUUUCGAAUGCUAUGUGGCUAGAGCGAUGUGAGAUCAUGCUGGUUUGGAACAUAUUGGACAAGGACUUCCUCGUCAUACUUUCCCUCUCUUUCUCAAGCAACUUCUGGCGAUCAUUAUGGAUCCCCAUCAGGUCAUGGCGGUUGUGGCUGUGCUCUGACGGAUUUGGAAGUCUCGUAACUGGGUUGUCUUUGAAGGCAAACAGUUUGGGAUUCCGGCUCUAAUGCGUCAAUACUAUUAGCAGUUGCAUGAGUGGAAUUCCUAGCCUAAGGAUGUGGUAGUUAGUGCACCUGUGGCAGGGAUUUCGUCGGUGCCUCAUACUAGUCAGGGCUCUAUCACCUAUAGGUGGGAGAGAGCGACUAGGCAUGGCUCCCAUUCGGCGGGAGGGAUGGUGAUUCUGGGCCAGGAUGGGGAGGUUCUUUGUGCGAAAGGAGUUUUCUUCCCCGAGAUUGAUGAUCCUAUGAUUGUGGAGCUCCUGGUCCUCCGUGAAGCUAUCCUUUGGUGUCGUAACCGAGGGUUUUUGGUUGUACGGUUUGAAGGGGAUGCGAAUGUGGUUGUAGACAUGCUUAGCUUGGCGCAAGGGAGUGAUAGUAGAUCUGGCAACAUCUUCCUGGAGGUGUUGCUCUAUUUAGCUGGGUUUAGUGUUUGGUUCGUUGGUCGCCGUAAUAACAGGGUAGCCAAUUUGGUGGCUCGCAAGGUCCUUUCUUUGUACCCGAUAGCGAGUCAUUCCUUUGAUUUUGUUGUCUGAUUACGGCAUUUGGUGUAAUGAACUAUUCUUGAGUAUCAAUAUAUGAUUAUCUUUUAUAACAAAAAAACAUUUGUGGUGAUUACAAUGCUAGGUUAAAUGUCACAUCGUGGCUAAGCUACUCACGAUCGGGGCAAAUUUAACAAAAAAAAAUGAUCAGUAUGUUAUCUUAACAUAUGUUUAAGAUGGUCAUUUGAUUUUGUUCACACAAAAAAAAAGGUAAUUUGUUGACCUAUUGAAAUUUUGGGAUCUUUUUGUUAGAAGCUAAAACUUAGGUGACCAUUUUAAUCACUUGGCCACCCCAAAUUUAUUAUUAUCUUAGCGGAGUCGUUGUCUACGAUUUAUCCCGUGGACUACUGCCGGCCUUGUGUAACUAUACGAAGGAGAUACUAGUCAUUUGCCAAGGGCUGGAACUGUCAUUACACUUAAAGUUUCAAAAAAAUUUAAAAUAUCCAA